Messenger RNA from Haliaeetus leucocephalus (bald eagle), 963 nucleotides. RefSeq names its product NADH dehydrogenase (ubiquinone) Fe-S protein 5, 15kDa (NADH-coenzyme Q reductase) (gene NDUFS5). NCBI's taxonomy places the organism in Eukaryota, Metazoa, Chordata, Aves, Accipitriformes, Accipitridae. The coding region runs from base 118 to 438 and encodes 106 amino acids. The transcript is spliced from 2 exons. The record is from RefSeq and is a predicted model, not a curated record. Gene Ontology annotation, biological process: mitochondrial respiratory chain complex I assembly.
GCAGCGUCGUGAAAGGCCGGUGAAGGACGGCGGCGGCGGUUGCGGGUCCGUGAGGCGCGGCCGGUCGGCCGGUGUUCGUAUCGCGACAGCGUCCUUUUUCGCGACAAGGGCGGAGCUAUGCCGUUCUGGGACUUGCAGCGGCAGCUGGGUAUCGAUGUAGACCGGUGGCUGUUGCGGCAGAGCAUGCCGCAGCCCUACGGCAAGGCCGGGGCCUGUCACGCCUUCGAGCGGGAGUGGGUGGAAUGCGGACACGGCCUGGGCCAGCCCCGCGCCCGCCGCGAGUGUCAGCUCGAGUACGAGGACUUUAUGGAGUGCAUGCACCGCACCAAGCUGGCUAUGCGGCUGAGAACCAUCCUUGAGCAGAGGGACAAGAUGAUCAAGGAAGGGAAGUACACGAUGCCCGACUACCACAAGGGCAAAGAGGAGCCGCGGCCUUGAUUCGUGGGGGAUGGGGCCGUCGGUCACCUGUAGAGCCGUUGACGUGGAACUCCUCUGGGAAGAAAACCUGUGGCACAACCGGGUCACGCUGUAGUGGUGGGGUGGGGUCUGCGUGGGGGCCCUGCCCCUCCUGAAGGGGAAUGACACCACAUCAGGCAUCGCUUGGACUAGUAAAUGUCUCCUUCGGAACAGCAUUUGGCUCUGUCUUGUCUUUUUUUCCUGAGUAAAGCACGGCUUGAGGGUCUCUCUCUGUAGCAGUGCUGCCAGGGGAGCUUUUGAGACACCCUAAAACACCUCAGUGGUGCUGGGGACGUGCCCCUGAGGAGGUCAAAUGCUCCUGGAGCCAGAGGGAGCUGGUGCCACGGGCUGUCGUGAGUUCUCCCUUUGUGCUCGCAGCUCAUCCCUCCUGCUGACCUGUGGGCAGGCCUCCCAGGCAGCAAUUGCUGCUGGAAACGAGAGGAAUAACCUGAAAGAGUUAAAAAAACCCAAACCUGUCCAAGCUUAUCCUGCAAAAUUUCAUCUUAA